UGUCCCUUUAUCGGCAUGUGUCACCGUCAGCGUGUGGCGGUACAUCCUCGUCCUCGAGACUGACAUGACUUGAAUGCAGCAUUUCUUCGAGCUUCUCCAGCAGACAAGCCAAUAAUGAUGCUCCUCAGCUUGAAGACCUUCUGGUUUUUGCUGUGGGGACUUGUCUCAGUGCAGUCUCAGAGUGCAUUGACAACCUCGGACAUGGAAAAACUACAUGUUCCUAACCAGGAAGCUUCAACGCUACCCGGAGACCUCUCUGCAGACGAUGAGCACUCCACGACGAGAGCUGAUGGUUUGGUGGUUAUGCCUACACUCAAAAUGGUGGCCAGGAUGCCUCCUACUUUCAGCGACUCUCCAGAACCCGCUGGUAGAACAUCCCAUGAUGGGACUACCGAAGGGACAAAACCUACAGAAGGUCAGCAAACAUUUAGAUCUUCUCCAGCAACAUUGCCCAUCAGUGAGUUGGAAAGAAAUUCUAGUCCAGUCUUCAUCCAAAACCACAGCGGUCCUGGAACAACUGGAAGAACACCUACUGAUCUGAUCUCCACGCCACAGCCUCCUGAACCAUUAAUGUCAAUCUCCAUCUCUUCACGCUCACCACAAAACCUAAGCAGUCCUUCAGUUUUUGAGACAACUGGAAGAACAUUGACUGCCACAGGAAGCCUCAUCGCCACGCCAGAUCCUCCUGAACCGUCAACGUCCGUCUCCAUCACGUCAGGUCCAUCCCAAAACCUCAGUAGUCCUGCAAGUUUUGGAACAACUGGAAUAACCUCUCCUGAUCCAUCAGUCUUCAGCUCCCACUCUUCAGGCUCAUCUGAAAACCUCAGCAGAACAACUGCAAGGACAUCGAUUUCCACAAGAAGCCUGAUCUCCACACCGGAUCCUCCUGAACCAUCAACAUCCAGCUCCAUCACAGAGUCAUCUGCUUCAAGCCCAUCAAAUAGUGGACUGACCUCCGGACCUCAGCCUCCAGAACCACCUAGGUCCCUCAGUUACUCGUCUUCCACCAGAAUCCCAGCAACCACAAGAUCUCCACCAUCUACCCCAGCACCUUGCGUCCCCCUCAAACCCAGUGUGGAGGACCAGCCCUGCUCAACUCGCAGUGUGGUCAAACCCUGCCUCAUCUCCAUCGGCUUUCUAGCAGCGCUAGCCACCAUCUUCAUGGUGUCCACCAUCGUCCUCUGCACCAAGCUGUCCACCAGGACGUACCAGGUGAAAAGAGCCAAAGAAGAAGAGACGGAGAUGAUGUUCAUGUCUGCGCUUCUGCCCGAAAGGAACUACGCGAGCGUGCGGCAGCGCAGCCCGGCGGUGACUAACGGGGUCCUCGUCAUCCACAGUUUGGGGGACAGCGAUGAGGACGUUAGCGAUAAUCUCACACUCAGCAGCUUCCUGCCAGAAAGUGACCGCUUUGUGUAGCAGGACCUCAGACAGAGACCUCUUUGAUGGAGGUGAAACUUCACUGGCCUGCACUCACACUGCUCUACAUGCACCAUCACUUCAUCACACAGCGCUCUAUUCAUGCAAUCUCCACCGCUUGGUGGAAUAUUUCCAGCAAUCUCAUCACACAGAGAGGAUCUUUGACUAGCAGUUUUGCAGUAGGUCCUUAAAAACAGCAGAGCGCUCCUGUUACAUAUAGAGGAUCUUUGAUGAUGCAUUUUUUUUUUUUCAGUAGGUCCUUCAAACAAAAGGUGUUCGUGUCACAUGGAGGAUCUUUGAUUAGCGUUUUUAUAGUAGGCCCAUAAUAACAGCAGAGCACUGCUGGUAUAUAGAGGAUCUUUGGGUAGCGUUUUUGAAGUUGAUCCUUAAAAACAGCAGAGCGCUCCUGCUGUUAUAUAGAGGAUCUUUGAUUACCUUUAUUUUUCAGUAGGUCCUUCAAAACAAAGGGCGUUCCUGUCACAUGGAGGCUCUUUGAUUGGCGUUUUUGCAGUAGGUGCUUAAAAACAGCAGAGCACUCUUUUUAUACAGUAUAAAGGAUCUUUGACUCACGUUUUUGUAGUAGGUCCCUCAUAACAGCAGAGCGCUGCUGUCAUGUAAAGGAUCUUUGGUGUUUUUGUAGUAGAUCCUUUUAAAUACAGCAGAGCGCUGUUGUUAUGUAGAGGAUCUUUGACAAGUGUUUUUGCAGCAUGUUCAUAAAACAGCAAGGCGCUGCUGUUUUAUAGAGGAUCUCUGACUUGUGUUUUUGCAGUAGGUCCUUAAAAUCAGUGCUCCUGUUACAGAGAGGAUCUUUGACUCAGUUUUGCAGUAGGUUCUUGAAAACAACUGUGCUCCUGUCUAAAAGAGGAUCUUUGACUAGUUUUUAGUCAUUUUACGAUAAUUUACAUUUCCAGGAUCAUAAUUUCUCAGAUUUUUUCCCCCUGAAAAGUCUAAAAAUAGAGUGAAACUAUGUGCAUUAUUUUAAUUCAGGCAGCAUUUGAUGUUGUACUUGUGCUAAACAAACAAUAUGAAGGUGACUAUUUGAACAGAGUUGUCCCAAUAAAAGUGUUCUCUAUGUGCAGGCAGUCAGUUCCCUUAUUUGUGCUGCACAGAAGCCUUCUCAUAUUCACUUCCUUCUAAAGAAAACAGACCUGAAUACUUAAUGGCCGCAUGCAGCCAUGUUUUUUUUCAUAGAGUCCAGACAGACAGAAGUAAGACCUGGGCCACAUGAGGAGGAGGAGAUCCCUGAUGAUGACCAUAUAAAGCACCACUUGUCUCCACUGAUUACAAACACAACACUCUGUCUCCCUAAAGUGGACACAUACGCCGUGUGAGUUUAGCUGCUGGAGAAAAUAAGCCAUCAUUGUUUCCAACAGGCACAACUCCCCCCUUGCUCUUUUUUUUUCCACCCCCAUUCUGCAGGCUGUCCACACAGGAAACAUUAACCUCUUCCUGCAUUAGUUGGCCGCUAACACACGCCACCGCUGUUUGACCUGACCUGCACUAAGUCAUUGAGGGGAUUGGUGGGGGGAGGAAGGGACUCAGAGGUCGCAGGGAAGGUUGGUUUUUGGAUUUUACU
This is a messenger RNA of Dunckerocampus dactyliophorus (ringed pipefish), 2992 nucleotides long. RefSeq names its product mucin-2-like. The transcript has 2 exons. NCBI's taxonomy places the organism in Eukaryota, Metazoa, Chordata, Actinopteri, Syngnathiformes, Syngnathidae. The record is from RefSeq and is a predicted model, not a curated record. The coding region runs from base 115 to 1416 and encodes 433 amino acids.